AUGGCAAGCUUCAGUCUUGGUAGACAGCCCAGUGUACCAACCCAAGCGGAUGGGACUAUGAGCAAUGAAGAAACCGACAACGAGAAUAUAGGGCUACCAGACGCAAAGAUAUCCAAGGCUCAUUCUCCGGAAUCUAGCUCCAUCCAGUACGAGCGGGAUAUAAUUCCGCGAAUCAACGAUGCCAACGAACUCUCCAUCGCAGAUUGUGUUCUAAGUCGUAUCACUUCGAGAACAACUAUUGACCCUGGACCUCCUCCAGACGGAGAUUUUCGGGCUUGGAUGUGUGACCUACCUACUGUCAAGCUGCUAACACGAAAAAAAAAAAGGGGCGUGAUCAACUCCUUUGGCGUUUUCCAGAGCUAUUAUGUGGAAGCUCUCUCCAGAUCCCCAUCAGACAUCGCAUGGAUUGGUUCCAUUGAGAUCUUCUUCUUAUUCUCUAUCGGCACCUUCACCGGUCGCCUUACUGAUGCCGGCUUCUUCCGCCCCAUCGCUAUUUUGGGUGCUGUCUUGGUUGUCACCGGAACUCUGGUCACUUCGGCGUGCACACAAUAUUGGCAUAUCUUUUUUGCCCAGGGCGUAUGUGUUGGCCUGGGCAAUGGCUGUCUCUUCUGCCCAAGUAUUGCUCUCGUGUCGACAUACUUCCAGAAGCACCGUUCUAUUGCAAUUGGCAUCACGGCCUGUGGAAGUACAACGGGAGGCGUAAUUUUCCCCAGCAUUGCUCGGGAACUACUGCCGCGUAUUGGGUUUCCUUGGACGAUACGAGUGAUCGGUCUCGUUCAGGCAGUGUCCCUCGUCGUGGCGCUAGCUUCCUUGAAGUCACGGAUUCCACCUCGUAGGACAGGCAGUCUCGUGGAGUGGGCAGCGUUCAAAGAGAUGGAAUACUCCUACUACGCUGUAGGCGCAUUUCUGUGCUUCUGGGGCGUGUUCUUCGCCUUUUUCUUUGUCGCUGCGUAUGCUCGCGACAUCCAGGGCCUUUCUUACGCCAAGUCGCUUGACCUGCUUAUGAUAAUGAGUGGUAUUGGGAUUCUUGGGCGUCUGAUACCCAACUAUUUUGCGGAUCGAACUGGUGCCCUGACAAUGUUCGUUCCCACUGCUGGGAUGGCAGCGUUGAUGAUACUCUCCUGGAUGGCCGUCGAUUCUCAGACUGGGCUCUAUGUCUGGGCUUGUUUCACUGGUACAGCCCUAGGCGGUGUCCAAGCCAUGUUCCCCUCAGCGUUGGCGUCCUUGACAUCCGAUCCUAGCAAGCAAGGCACGAGGAUCGGGAUGAUCUUCACCAUCGUCAGCUUUGCCGCCUUGACGGGAAGUCCUAUUUCGGGGGCGCUUCUGUCCGCCGCGCAGGGCAGAUAUAUUGGUGCACAAGUAUUUGCGGGCACAGCCUUGGCUCUAGGCAUGUUUUUCCUGGCCGUGGCGUGGGUGGUGCAGAGACGGAAGGAAGGAAAAUCCACCUGGUAA
Messenger RNA from Clonostachys solani, 1452 nucleotides. The record is from the annotation of a GenBank genome assembly. NCBI's taxonomy places the organism in Eukaryota, Fungi, Ascomycota, Sordariomycetes, Hypocreales, Bionectriaceae.